Molecule: messenger RNA, 2128 nt
Organism: Amaranthus tricolor (Joseph's coat)
Lineage: Eukaryota; Viridiplantae; Streptophyta; Magnoliopsida; Caryophyllales; Amaranthaceae
Product: CASP-like protein 5A2
Exons: 3
Coding region: 436-975 (179 amino acids)
Cellular component (GO): membrane
Source: RefSeq, a predicted model, not a curated record
CGAUCUCAACUGAACUCUUCAAUAAACUUAGCCCAUAUUACGAUUCGGUUCUAUGAAUUUUAAUACUAAUCCUUUUUAGUCCAACCAAUCCGACCUAACACAAUCACACCAUUGUCCGCCCGACCGGUCCGUUGCUAAGACCUAACCAUCAAACAACAAUUCCAGACCAAAAUCCACCAACUAUUGGGAUUUUGGGGAUUUGGGGAUUUGGGGGACUUGGAGUGUUCUCAAUUCAUCCCCACCUUCCAAUUUCUAUUAUUCUGCAUAGCAAUACCACACAACACCACUUUCCAGGUGACAACUGAUUGAAAAUGCUAAACAUUUUUAUACUCAAUUUGCUUCAUCUCUUUUGAUUCUUAAUCACCAGUUGUCAUUCUUUGAUUUUCUCCUUGAUUUUUGAUAAAAUUUGACUGGGUUUUUGACAAUCGAAGAAUUAUGAGUCACCCGGCGGUGCACCCAGUGGAAGCGCCGCCACAACACACCGAAAAUGGCGGAGGACCAGUUGUUCCUCGUGUAAGGAUGAAGGAUCUUCCCGGAAUGCCUGGCACCCGUGGCGGCCUUGUUUUGCGUCUUUUUCAAUCUUUCUUUGCUGUUGGAGCUUUUUUAAUUAUGGUUACCACCAGUGAUUUUCCUACUGUGACUGCUUUUCGCUACCUUGUUGCAGCUUGUGGCUUACAGAUCAUUUGGAGCAUUUCAUUGGCGGUGGUUGAUAUAUAUGCUAUUUUAGUGAAACGUAGAUUUCGCAGCUGUCAAUUUGUCUGCUUCUUUGCUGCUGGAGAUGGGAUCACAAGUACACUUACAUUUGCCGCAGCCUGUGCUUCUGCUGGUAUCACCGUCCUCAUUGCUAAUGAUCUGAGUAGCUGUGCAAAAAACCACUGUACUCAAUUCGAAACCUCGACAGCCAUGGCUUUUAUGACUUGGUUUGCUGCGUUGCCUUCUUUUAUUUUGAACUUCUGGUCACUCGCUGCUCGAUGACAAAAACCGAGUCUUGUAAGAAGUCAUCAGAUUCUUCUCUGUGAAGCAGGUACUCCAUUCAAGUCUUACUAAUAUAUGUAUAGUUUUAUGUAAAUUGAGGAGGAAUCUGCUAUUUUUGGAGAUAUAGUUUUGUGGGUUUUGAUUUUCUUGCAAGUUUGAGGUAAUUAGUUUUCUUGUUCUUGUGAAAGAAGAGGCCGAAACUUUAUUUAUGUGUAUGAAAGGCUUACUAUCACAGACGAGAUGUAAAAAUUUCAAAGUUUUGUGGAUAAAUGAAUGAAUUUGGUGAUCAGCGUUUAUGAACAAAUCGGGAUUUAUGUUGAACUGAAAUAUAGAUAGCUUUUUGCUUGCGAUAAUUUUGAUGCCGCCAGAGGUGUUUAAAACAGACCUGAUAUUUGAAAUUUGCCCAACCUUAUAAAUGAACCUUAUUUGACCCUAUUUCAAACCGACCCGAAACAUCUAACACAAUGACCCGAAUAAACGCCUCUAGAUGCCGCAUUUUUAAGAUUUCGAUAAUCCUGCAAUCCUAAAUGUCCAAGAUUUGAAUUGAUCUUCAUCAUUCAGGUAUAGGAUAGCGCAAGAUCGGUCUUAAAAUGUAUAGGAUCGAUCCAUGGGAAUUGGGAUUAAUAGGAGCUCCAUCCUGCGUGUGUUCUUUUAGUUGGUCAGUUAUCACGAGAAGAUAACGGAGGUCUGGGAACUGAGAUUGCCAUUCAGAAUGGUUUACAUCCAAUCAUCCUGAAAGAUCUGAGUUGGCCUUUUACAUGACCGAAAAUAGCAUAGAGCCAUUGAACUUUUGAAAUGCUUCGAGCAAGACCACUACUAAAACAUCAAAAUGCGAGUUGAGAUGAUUGUGAUGGAACAUGGUGCACUUUCAAUUGGUCGUCUAUUGGGAUGUUUGAUGGGCUGAACCCUCUCUUUUGUAGCCUUGAUCGGGUACAUCUGUAGGAUCGAUGGCUAAGGUAGGGCCCAACUGAAAACAGGACGGAUUGUAAAUAACUAUAGUAGUAGUAUAUGCUAUCCACAAUUCGAUUGAAAGAUUCAGCCUACUACUAACAAAUUUAUCAUUUUGUGGCUCCACAAUUCACCUUUUUUUGCCCUGAUUUAAACCGAAUUUAUAUAAACUUAUUACUUCUUUCGUGUCAAUAUUAUAUUCUAC